Messenger RNA from Dentiscutata heterogama, 379 nucleotides. The record is from the annotation of a GenBank genome assembly. Lineage: Eukaryota; Fungi; Glomeromycota; Glomeromycetes; Diversisporales; Gigasporaceae.
AGAUUAGAGUGGAGAGUAGUAUCAAAAGGGAAAAAAAAGAAACCUGUUAAAGAAAGUGAGAUGACUGAGAAAGAAAUGAAGAAUCAACAACCAAAAAAAGAAGAGCAACUUCAGAGAGAAGUAGCUAGAAAUAAUCAGAGAUUUGAAAUAAAAAAAAGAAGAAGCAGUCUUAUAGCAAUAACAGAAAGACUUAUAAGACAUAAUAUGAAGAGGAAAUUAGUACAAAAAAGAGGCAGAGGAAUAGACCUGCAAGAAAAAAGAGAAGACAGGAGACUCAGAGACAGAACAAGACAGAAAGAAGCAGAGUGGGGCAAAGAGAAUAAAUCUACACAACCUCUGAGAAAAACAGAGUCCAAAAUAAUAGAGAAAUCAAAAAAUA